AUGAGAUUGUUUGUCAUCUUCUUCUUCCUCUUCAUUGCCAUCGCUUCUGCAUUCGAAGCCAAGGACGAAGUGCCAUGCUCAGAUGACUCCCAGUGUGCGCAAAAGCAAUGCCCUCCGGGAGAGACCGCCAAAUGUGUCGACAUGGGCAAGAAGUUGUGCGCUUGUGCUUGAGCUCAAUUUGCGAUUGAAUUUGAAAUUUGUUCUGGUAAAUAAACGGCCAAUUCUUCGUGGAAUGCCUUGUUCCUAUUAGUACUCUCAUAUCAGUCAGUCGGGAAAAUAAUGAGCACUCUGUCGCAUCGAAAAUUGCAACGCCGCCGAGAAGAUGAAUGGUUCGUUUCAUUUAUUUCACUAAUCAUAUGUAAAGAUCAAGGAGUGAAUCAGUAUGGCUCCCACUGCCCAGAAGGGACACUGGGAUCAAUACAAGGUCAUUUCAUAACACAGACAUCUCUUGAGCAUGGUGUCACAUAAGGGGUACAUUCUCAGAGUUCAUGGCGCUUCAGCACACUGGGUGUCAUCUGUGCAUGAUACGUCGCCAUUGGCUAUUUAGGUCGCAGAGGCGAUGGCAAUGAAGACGAAAAGGAGGAAGAUGACAAACAAUUUCAUGGUGAAUCUUGUUAUUAAAAAGCUUUGUGCAAUAAAAAGCCACGUUAAAGACGGCGUGCGUUCACACUGUAAAAAUGGAAAUAUUUGGAUUUUAUUGGCUUUGAAGGUUCGAAUGUAAAAUUUAAAAUUCUAAAAUUGGGAAAACGCGAUGUUCAGCGGGGAAUGUUAAUGAUUUUUAAUGCAAUCUGCCGCUCAACAUGAAUAUGGAAUUUACAGCGUUUGCAGAUCACAUAGGACCUGGCGAAUGAAGAUGGAUAUCAGUUUGCCUGGAAAAGUUUCAAAUUUACAGGGUCUUACAAAAAACUUGAAGGAAAGUCGGAGGCUAUAACUUCCGGCGGAGGCGGCGCAGAGACUUCGUCUUUGGAAUACGUAUUUUUAAGCGACAUUAAUUUUUGUCUACGAAAUAGCUAGAUUUUAAAGUGCAAACUGAGGUCGCUACGACCUUCUGAAGUAGAGGCAUUCCUACCCCGAAAACCAGUGUUUUUCGGUUGAAAAUGACUGAGAAAUUUCGAAGUUUUUCGGUUGAAAAUCACCGAGAAAUGUCGGGUUUUUUUCGGGGUUUUCGAUAAGGUUGAUGUUGAGAAAGAACAAAGAAGGAAAUUGCCAAAACGUUGCAAGCUUUGCAAAAAUUCGGCUACACUUCAUUUGGGGCAGAUUUCAUUUAGGGGCUUUUCAUUUGAGGACUUGGGGAACAUGGAUUGGCUAGCCAUCGUGCCAGACUGGUUUUGAGGUCUCAAAAAAAGGAUGCCAAUAGGGUUGGAAGUGUCAGAGAGCAGAAAUGACAGCCAAUUUUUUUAAAAUGGCUAGCCAAAAACGUGGAACGGCAAACCAAAAAGUGAUGAUGAAGGGCAGCGCAAUGUUUGCAAAACUUGCAACGUUUUGGCAAUUUCCUUCUUUGUUCUCAACGUCAACCUUAUCGAAAACCCCGAAAAAAUCCAACAUUUAUUUGACUGUUUAACGUUGUCGGACAUUAAAAGUUGUCCAAAGUAAUAUAAUCCAUAAGGUAAAAAACUUACAACGAUUUGCUUCAAACUUUGCACGCUACUUUAGAAUACAAUACUCUGAAGAUCGUUGUAAUCACUUUUCAUGUUUCAAUAGUUUUGGACAAGUUAUUGGGCCGCAAAGUUCGCAAAAAUUCGAUUUUCUCAGGCGUUUUUCCGCUAACCCGGUGGCCGAAAACCCGUCAAAAUCUACUAAUUUAAAAAUUAUGAGUCCUUGGCAAUAUUUCAAUUGCAGGUUCAUGUUAUUUUGUGCAUUAUCCACUGCACAGCAAGCUAAAACAUUAGAGCCCCUUAAAAAACCGAAUGCCAAAAAUCUUGGCAUUCUGUUUGUGGUUGAUGUGCGACGGGCUGAUACUGUAACGGAAAGCCCCUGCAAACAGCCACUCGUCGCCUCAUGAUAAUAUGUAUCAACGAUUUCCAAAGGCACGAAAAGAAUUGCGCACUGUCUCGAACGAUUGGUAGCUGGGGAAAACGCAUGCCUUCUGCCAGUUGCACCACAGAGUCCCAUGUGAUCUGCACACACUGUAAAUUCCAUAUUCAUGUCGAGCGGUAGAUUCCAUUAAAAAUCAUUAACAUUCCCCGCUGAACAUCGCGUUUUCACAAUUUUAGAAUUUUAAAUUUUACAUUCGAACCUUCAAAGCCAAUAAAAUUCACAUAUUUCCAUUUUUACAAUGUGAAUGUACGACGUUUUUAACGUGUUUUUUAUUGCACAAAGCUCUUUAUAAGGCUUCGGUUGGAGAUUGGGUUCAACAAGAUUCACCAUGAGAUUGUUUGUCAUCUUCUUCUUCCUCUUCAUUGCCAUCGCUUCUGCGAUCGAAGUGGCCAAGGACGAAGUGCCGUGCUCAGAUGACUCCCAGUGUUCGCAAAAGCAAUGCCCUCCGGGAGAGACCGCCAAAUGUGUCGACAUGGGCAAGAAGUUGUGCGUUUGUGCUUGA
Bursaphelenchus xylophilus (pine wood nematode) is the source of this 2539-nucleotide messenger RNA. Lineage: Eukaryota; Metazoa; Nematoda; Chromadorea; Rhabditida; Aphelenchoididae. The record is from the annotation of a GenBank genome assembly.